This is a messenger RNA of Macrobrachium nipponense, 1761 nucleotides long. Its product is annotated as ionotropic receptor 21a-like. Gene Ontology annotation, molecular function: ligand-gated monoatomic ion channel activity. Lineage: Eukaryota; Metazoa; Arthropoda; Malacostraca; Decapoda; Palaemonidae. The record is from RefSeq and is a predicted model, not a curated record. Gene Ontology annotation, cellular component: membrane.
UCAAUCUACGACGCGGAAGCUCUAGAAAACGCCAUCUGGACGUCCGCUAAUUGCCAAGGAAGCAUCUUCCUAAUGUCUGAAAUUGCAUCAUUUGAGACGUUCGGAGAAAACCCCAGACUUGCGUGGAACUACAAUGGCAGAGUGAUUUUUGCUGGACUUACCAGAGAGCAACUGGAAAAGCUUCUGCUUGGAAGGAAAGUGAGGAAAACCGAGCAUGUAUUGGGUGUAGUCAAGAGCGACAAAGAGGGCCACUACAAAGUGUACAGGAACGAGCUCUACUGGAGGCGAGGGAGUCUGGCUCUUGCGGCCUUGUGGCGCGGAAAGGAUUUCGCCGGGUCCCCGAACUUCUUCCCAGACAAAAUAUCCAACAUCCGACAGGCACCUCUGAAUGUAAUAGUGUUCGAAUUCCCCCCAUCGAUCAUAUAUCGCCGGAGUGCCAAUGGCUCCCUGAUCUCCCGUUAUGGCUGGGAAGUGGCUGUGGUCGAGGCGCUGGCAAAAGUGGUGAACUUCACCAUUGUCUACGUGGAACCAACCCCUGGGGAGAAAUGUGGGCGUGAAGCUUCCAACGGAUCUUGGGACGGCCUGGUGGGUCUCCUGGCGAAGGACAAAGGCGAUUUGGGAGUUGCCAAUAUAUUUAUCUCGGCAAUCGGACGCUUGGAGUACCAGGAAUACAGCAUCCAGUUUGCUACGGAGGAAACGUGUUACCUGGCCCGCAUGGAACCACCUUUACCCCGUUGGCAGUCACUCGCUCUCCCUUUCAAACUGAAUUCGUGGAUAGCCGUUAUGGUUGGGAUGGUCCUGGCUGGCCCUCUCCUCUACUUGCUAGCCGCUGCCAGCGCCCGUUGUGGAUACGAGAACCAACACCUACUGUCACCGAUAUACUCCUUCCUGUAUUCCUUCGGAAUGCACUUCCGCUAUCCAACCAUGUUCCUGCCGAUUCGACCAACGACGCAGAUCUUCGUGGUGUUCCUGUGGAUCUACACCUUCAUCCUGAACACAGCCUACAGCUCCAACCUCACAGCUUUCCUCACGAUCAGCAGGCAGCCACAGAGCAUGGAGACGUUCAAGGAGCUUUACGAAGGACACUACAAGGUGUUCAGUUUGGGCAAAUUCUUCCAGAGCUCUAUGGCCAGUUCUUUGAAUAAGUAUCUGAACUACAUUUUGGCUCAAAAACCAGGACCUAGGAGAGCGUUUCUAUCAAAUCCCGUCAUUUUGCAAGCAAACGUUUCUUUAUCAUCAUCAACAGGCCCUAGCAGAACGUUCUAUCAAAUCCCGUUGUUCGAGGACAUCAAACCAAAGGUGCUGAGUGGCGAAGGAGUGAUGAUUCAGAGUCGUAGUUACCUAGGGUAUGUGAGCGUCCAGUUAACGACACCAAAGGGCAGGCCGAUGGUUAGGAUCAUGAAGGAAUGCUUCGCUCCCUUUGGCGUCGGUCUGGCGUUCCAGAGUAAUUCUCCUCUGAAGGCCAAGUUUGAUCGCGUUAUCUCUUGGAUGGUUGAAAGUGGACUGGUUGGAAGAUGGUUCCUGGAUUCAAUCGCUCUCUCCUUGAAGUACAAGCAACUUGAGAAAAGGGAGAUCACAGACAGCGUAGCAGAACAUGCGCAUGACCAGCACGUCAUACCCUUGGGCAUAGACCACCUGCAGGGCAUCUUCCUCGUCCUGGUCGUUGGAUGCCUGAUUGGUAUUCUUUGCUUCGCCUUAGAGAUGUGCCUCAGAAAAUCUGAUCGGAAUUGAAGAGGAAUAAUUGUUGUCGAACUCAUUCCU